Drosophila albomicans is the source of this 384-nucleotide messenger RNA. Its product is annotated as importin-9-like. Lineage: Eukaryota; Metazoa; Arthropoda; Insecta; Diptera; Drosophilidae. The record is from RefSeq and is a predicted model, not a curated record. The transcript has 2 exons. Bases 1 to 384 code for a protein of 127 amino acids.
AUGAAUUGCGGCGCUGUAUCGAGUUUCCUGCUGCGCUCCGAGAUUAUCGAAGUGUUUACAUGUCUGGUGAACGAAAUACCCAAGUAUACAAAUACGUUUAUGGAACGCAUCUUACCAAUUGUCUGGCAGCUACUCACACAGAUUGCCGAAACCUACGUCAAGGUGUCCGUUAAUCAGACGGAACCGAAUCCGCUGGCCAGCGGAACCAAUGAAGAGGAUGACGAGCAGACCAACUUUCUUAUACAAAUUCUGGAGUUCAUCAACUGCAUUGUGACUUGCAGCAAACUUCGCGGCACCAUUAAGAAUGUGCUCGCUGAUUUGAUCUACAUCACCAUUGUUUACAUACAACUCAGUCAAGAGCAGCUCGAAGGGCAGCACCGGUAG